Messenger RNA from Arabidopsis arenosa, 2903 nucleotides. Lineage: Eukaryota; Viridiplantae; Streptophyta; Magnoliopsida; Brassicales; Brassicaceae. The record is from the annotation of a GenBank genome assembly.
CCAAAGCUUGUAACCGAGCUAUACACUCCCAUGGCCGACGAAUCUUCUUCUCCGGCCACGGGGGAUCUCAAUUCUCAGAAACCAGAACCCACUACUCCGAUUCCAAUUCCCAAUCCAAAUCCCAAUCCUUCACUAACACCACCACCGCCUCAACACCAUUCGCAACCACAAGUCGCUCCUCUGAUUCCACCAGGUCCGCCUUAUACUCCUCCGUCACAGAUUCCUGGCUCACUUCUCCCCACCAAUCUUCCUCCACCGCCACCAUUCCGUCCCGGUAUGCAGUUCACUCCCGCUGGGAAUUUUCAAAACCCUAGCUCUGGAGUUCCUCCUCCCGGCGUGAAUUCUAUGGCGGUUCCAGGAUCUAUGCCUCAGUAUCAACUGCAGCCUCCGAACCAGCCUGGUAUGAGGCCUUUCCAGCCUAUGGCUAAUGGUUAUCCCGGAAUUCAUGGUGUUGCUCCUCCUCCGGGGCUUCUCCGGUACCCUUCUCCAUAUCCAACAAUGGUUCGUCCUGGGUUCAUUAUGCGCCCGCCUGGUACAAUCGGUGCUGUUCAACUAGCACCACGGCCUGCAGUCCCAGGGAUGCCUGGUCUCCGUCCUGUAAUGCCUCCUAUGGUUAGACCAGCUUCUCUUCCUUUUGUAACACCUGCAGAAAAGCCCCAGACCACAAUUUACAUUGGCAAGAUAGCAACCGUGGAAAAUGACUUUAUGAUGUCUAUUCUUGAGUUUUGUGGCCAUGUCAAAAGCUGUUUACGUGCGGAAGAUCCUACCACCAAGAAACCUAAAGGUUUUGGAUUCUAUGAAUUUGAAUCAGCUGAAGGGAUUCUCCGUGCAAUACGCCUGCUGACCAAACGUACUAUAGAUGGACAAGAACUUUUGGUGAAUGUUAAUCAAGCAACAAAGGAGUAUUUGCUAAAGUAUGUUGAGAAGAAAAUAGAGACUGCAAAGAAAGCCAAGGAAAGUCAAGCUGUAGGAACCGAAGAGAACCAAGCUGAAGGUCCUGAAAGUCAGCGACGAAAACUUGAGAGUGCUGAAAAUGAGACAGGGAAAGAUGGAGAACCCAAGAGUAAAGAAAACAUCGAUAUUGCGAAUUCUGCGGUCAUAAAUGACGAAGAAAGGGAAGCAGACAGAGAGGCUAUGGAAAAGAUUGAAAGUGCUAUUGAAGAAAGGUUAAAGUCCAACCCUCUGCCUCCACCACCCCCACCACCACCUGCUGAUCGUUCAGGCAUGGAACUUGCUUUCACAUCUAAGGAUGGUGACUCCAACACUGACAUAGCUAGGAGUGAUGCCGCAGCAAAUGAUGUUGAGACUUCUAGAGAACAGAAUAGGCCUGACACAAGCUCACCUGAUUGGAGUAAGAGAAAUGACCGAAGAAGCAGAGAAAGAGGUGAAAAGGAGCAAGAAAUUGAUAGACUCGAGAGGGAGGCUGAACGAGAACGGACAAGGAAAGAGAGAGAGCUAAGGAGGAAACUUGAGGAUGCAGAGCGUGCUUACCAGACUCGUCUUCGACAAUGGGAACGCAGUGAAAGAGAAAAGGAGAAGGAACGACAGUACGAGAAGGAGAAAGAGAAAGAUAAAGAGCGUAAGAGGAAAAAGGAAAUCCGCUAUGAAGAAGAAGAGGAAGAAGACGAUGAUGAUUCAAGAAGAAGAUGGCAUAGGGCUGCAUUAGAUGAGAGAAGAAGACGACGACUAAGAGAAAAGGAGGAUGACUUAGCUGAUAGAUUGAAAGAAGAGGAAGAGGUUGCUGAGGCGAAGAGAAAUGCCGAGGAGCAAAAGUUGCAGCAACAACAAUUAGAUGCCUUAAGGAUCCUAUCUGGACAGGCAGCUAUUGGAAGUGAAACGGUUCAGACAUCACCUAUUGAAAAUGAUCAUAAGGCAACUCUCCAAACUGUCGGUGAAUCUGCCAAUGAGCACCAUGCAGCAGAUUUUGAACAAAAUGGUUCUGGUAAUGAAUCCAUGGCUAUUGAUAAUAAUAGUGGAUCAGAGGCACAUGCUCCCUCAAAGAAAUUAGGAUUUGGGCUUGUGGGAUCCGGAAAGCGAACAUCUGUGCCUUCUGUUUUCUAUGAGGAGGAUGAAGACGAAGCGCGUAAGGCUAAAAAGAUGAAACCUUUGGUUCCUAUAGAUUACUCAACCGAGGAACAGGAGGCCGUGGCCCAUGGUGGCUCAGGGAAUACACCACCUCAUUUGGCUUUAGCCGCUGAAUUUGCAAAACGAAUUUCGAGUACCAAUCCCAAGGAAGAGACAAUAGAAACCGAAAAACAAAGGAGCAGACGUUCUCAUGAUAAGUCAAGCCACCGGGACAGGGAAAGGGAAAGGGACAGGGACAGAGUCAGGGACCGAGGUGACGGGCAUAGUGGUCCAACCAAAGACGCUAAAGAGUCUGGAAAAGCAAAGAUACCUGAUACCAAGUUUCUGGAUGCGAAACAAUUGAUAGAUACUAUCCCAAAGACAAAGGAAGACUUAUUUUCGUACGAGAUAAACUGGGCUAUGUAUGACAAGCACCAAGUGCACGAAAGAAUGAGACCAUGGAUCUCAAAGAAAAUUAUGGAGUUUCUCGGAGAAGAGGAAGCCACGCUGGUAGAUUUCAUCGUGUCAAACACUCAACAACACGUGAAGGCGUCUCAGAUGCUUGAGCUGUUGCAAUCAAUUCUAGACGAAGAAGCUGAGAUGUUUGUGCUGAAGAUGUGGAGAAUGCUCAUCUUUGAGAUCAAGCGGGUCGAAGCUGGAGUCCCGGUAAAAUCCAAAGCCUGAAACUUUUCUUUAAAGAUUUUUAUCUUCCUUUGUUGCUUAGUAUCCCAUUUUUUUUCCAAGUUUUCUUGUCUUUGGAUUAAAAAAAGAAUCGCCAUGUUUAAAUGCAAAAGAAGAGAUUGAAACAAGAAAAUACAAAAUAUACAUUCUAGUUCACA